AUGGCAGAGUUAACCCCCCACCAUCCCUGGUCAAGCAGUCCGCCAUCCACGUUCUCUAGUCUUGGGGCAACGGACUGCGUACCGCAACAGCAAAUACCAUAUACCGGUCUCUUCCCAGCGUAUCAUUACCCAACGCCAACUGAUUCCCCUCUUCACCAACAAGACGAACUCCCUCUCCCUCCGUUCGCUCCCCAACCAGCGUCCGGUGGUGCCCACAGCGGGGUUUGCCCCGAAGCCCAAUAUUACGGCAGCUUCACCAGCCAGCCCAACCCCAGCUUCCCCGAAACAUUCUUCAAGUCUGAACCUGGGACACAACAUGGGCACCAGCCACUGCCUCAAUUUCACUCCCACUACAACAACCACCACCAAUACCGCCAACGCCAACGCCUGCUCCCACGUCGGACCUACACCCCACCGCCCAACCCACGCUCCCCGAUCACAGCCCGCAAACUCCUGAUCCGGGUCGGCGCCAUCGCGCCUUCAUCGCCCAAAGGUAACAGCCACACCAUUCACCGCAGCAGCAGCAUUAGCAGCAGCAGCAGUGGUGGCGGUAGUGGUAGUAGCAAUAACAAUGGGAGCAAGAGACUUCCCAGCCUGGGGCCGAUUCAGCAGAGCGAUGAGCUGGUUUGGCGCGGGCAGAUGCGUGGGUUUGAAGUGUUAUGGUCCUGCGAGGAAGGGCGUGGGCCGGGUAAUGGGCAACGGCGGAUGAGGGGGGGCUUGGAACGAUUCCUCGCGGGAGGAGAAAUGGAGCUUGGGUUGGGGUUGGGGAUGUGA
Messenger RNA from Dichotomopilus funicola, 774 nucleotides. RefSeq lists its product as uncharacterized. Lineage: Eukaryota; Fungi; Ascomycota; Sordariomycetes; Sordariales; Chaetomiaceae. The transcript has 2 exons. Bases 1 to 774 code for a protein of 257 amino acids. The record is from RefSeq and is a predicted model, not a curated record.